Molecule: messenger RNA, 1055 nt
Organism: Drosophila kikkawai
Lineage: Eukaryota; Metazoa; Arthropoda; Insecta; Diptera; Drosophilidae
Product: histone-like protein 18C
Source: RefSeq, a predicted model, not a curated record
CAUUCCAAAACUACCUAUUGUGGCUCAAAUGACCCCUCACAUUCAGUCUAAACCGUUAGCUUGAACGAAAUAGAAGUAUUUCAAUAGAAUAGACAUUUUUAAGGAAAAAUUCUUUAGUAUCGGCUUUUUUGUAUAAAUCUUUUUUUUAUUUUGAUGUACAAAUUCAUUAGUGCAAAAGUUCAGAACAUUUUUAGAUCCGUUUUUUACGUGUAUAAUCAAGCAAAUAUAAUGAGCACGCAAAAUAUUUCCUCUCCGGGGGGUAGUGUUUUUGAUUGGUCACUUGUGGCAAAGGACUCGGCUACACUGGAUAUCGGUUUUUCCAAUUUUUUAAAUGAUUACAAGCUAGUUUGCGAUGAGCAUUUGACCUACGAGGAAAUAUUGGAUAAGGCUAAAUGCCGGUGGGCUGAAAUGACGCAGGAACAACGGAUGCAGUUCUUUCCGGAUGAUCUGAAGCAGAGCGUAAGCCCCAACUUGAUAGCCGGCGACCGGCUGGUGGAAGGAAACGCCACGGAAACACCAACAAUAAGUGACACUUCUACUUGUGGUUGUUACGAUACGGGCUUUGCCAACUAUGCUGAUCUUGUAACAAUGCGACUUACGGUUCUUCUUGCGGAUAAAUGGGAAGAAAUGUCCCAGAGUGAGCGAGCAGCGUAUGCUGGUAAAGAUAAUCACAAUGGUGCCGCCAAUGACUACGAGCGUGGCCACGACCCGCGAAUAUCCCAGAUGAUGAUUGAAAUGUUCGGGCACGAAUGUGAUCAUAAAAAUAUGAAAAUGAAAAGCCAGAAGGCCAAUCCCAAGUGCGCUAAGCCCGUAAAGAAAUGUUCGCAAAAAAGGAGAAAGCCGAAACCGAGAUGCAGCAAACCAAAGCCGAAAUGUAGUAGGCCUAAACCCAGAUGCGCCAAGCCUAAACCCAGAUGCGCUAAGCCAAAACCGAGGUGCGCCAAGCCGAAACCAGAAUGCGAUUUCUAGAUGCCCAACUAAAAAACUAAAUCAUGUUUUGGCACUACUUUCAAUAGACAAUCUUGGACCGCGAAAUAAAAACUAAACUAAUUGAA